AUGGGGACCUGAAAAGCAAUCAACAGGCACAAAUUUAUUUACUUUUACAGGAUGUUUAAAGAUUCUUCGAUGUCCUUAAACUUUUGCCUACUACAGUUUUUCAUAGUGUUAGUUUUGUUAAUUUAACUUUUUUACUUUUAAAAAUAUGUCAAAUAAAUCUGAAGCAGACCUUAACAUUUGUUACUAAAAGACUCAGCCUUGAUCUGGUAUAAAUACACUUUUACCUGAAUACUGACAUUGUAAACAACAAUAGAGAAUGAUUCAUUUUAAGUCUCGUUCUUACUUUGUGAGAAGCCACAGUAGGUGUGGAGCAUCAGGACAAUCACAGCAGAGCGCUUCAUGUCUGAGCUGCCGAUCGUCAUCACUGAAGGUAGAGUCAUGGAUCAACUCUAUAAACACUGCAAAUGAGGAAACUCAUUUUAUCACAUGAUCAAAUCAGGUGCCAAACAAUGUAGAAAACUGCAGGAGCCGUUUGGAAAAGUUUCCUAGUCGGAACCCUUUAAUGUCCUCCCUAUGACAAUUAUGUUUUUUAAGACAAAAAUAAUAGUAAUGUUUGUAAACAUUUUUAAAUAUAUGUAUAUAGUCAAAAAACUAAAGUGAGUUUACUACCAACGUGUGUACAUUUGCAAAUGUAAUUGCAAUUUAUGCUACUUCCUUUUUAUUUUUGUUCACAAGAAAACAUUUAACACAUUUGUCUGAAAGUCAAAGUUAUAUUAUUACUAAAAAUACACAAAUCUCAUAACAUAAAAUAUAACCAUUCAGCUUGUUCUAUAUUAUUAUGUGUUUGUACAUUUGCAUAAAUACUUCCUCUAAUACAAAGCUUCUAUAGAAAAGAGGAUGUUGAAUUACAAUGCUGCAUUUCUGUUGUGCACUUUAAGUAUCAUGUACUGAGAAUACAAUCAAUUUUGAGUACUUCCUUUGCAAACGUGCCUGUAUGAAACUAUGAGGAAGUGCAUGCGCUGACCCACGCAAUAUUAUGAAGAUGGAAAAUAGAGGAUUUAAACCUGCUGCUGAACGUCCUGGAGCUUUCUGUUCCUUCUUAUUCUACCUGACACCAUGUGCUCGACUCACAGGUGUCUCACUCGCUUCUUACUGUUGCUGCUGUUCUCAACAGCCGGAGCUCUCUAUGGUCAUGCUGUCGUCCACUGCGUGUUCACUUCCACUGAUGGUCAUGAUGCUGUGUACCUGGAGGAUUACUAUUUUAACAAGCUGUUGAUUGGCCAGUACAACAGCUCUGUGGGCAAAAUGGUUGGCUACACAGAAAUAGGAAAAGAGUUUGCAGAUAGUCUCAACAAAAAUCAAGAAAAUGUGAAACUUCUGCAAUGGAAAACUAAACGUUGUAAAGCUGAAGUGCCAUUAGUCAUCAAAAGCCUCCUGAACCCAGUUGAGCCCUACGUCCUCUUGAGGUCAGUGAAGGCAGCCACCAGUGAACAUCCAGGCGUUCUCAUUUGCAGCGUGUACAACUUUUAUCCCAAACAAAUCAACGUAACAUGGUUGAGUGAUGGAAAGGAGAUAACAUCUGGUGUGACCUCUACUGAUGAGAUGUCCAAUGGGAACUGGCUUUACCAGAUUCACUCACAUCUGGAGUAUAAACCCAGAGAAGGAGAGAAGAUCACCUGCAUGGUGGAGCACGCCAGCUUCAAGCAGCCCAAGCUUGUUGACUGGGAGACUGCUACUGACCCAGGGAUGAUUCAGUUUGCUCUUGGGAUAUCAGGUCUAGUGUCUGGUUUGGUGCUUUUCAUUUUUGCAUUGAUUUACUACAAACAGAAAAAAACAGUGCGUGUUUCAGUGCCGACAACUGAGGUUUUAUAUCCAGAAGACACACUCUGACUCAGAGGCCUGUAAGGUUCCACUGAUCAGGACACUCAUGGUGCACAUGGCAGAAUAUCAAAGAAGAAGCCAAUCGCUGAAAACACAUGUCCACACGCUGCCUGAUCUGUUUUGUGUUGUGUUUAAAUGUUAGAUUUGAGUGAAAUGUGGAAAACGUUUUGGUUGUUUUAAUUGUUUAGAGGAGAUCAUAGAAAUGAAGUCACGGACAGCUGCUAUACAUCACUGUACAGCAGCAAAGUGAUGAAUAAAGAAGGUAUUCACUCAAAUAAGAUGAGGAAUAUUUUUAAGUUAAUUUUGAACCCCGUAAAAGUAUUAAACCAUAACCAUGCUAUGCUGGAGAAUUAUUGGCUUUUAAACAGUGUUGGUAGUGAUAGGAGCUUUAAAGAUGUAAAAGUA
This is a messenger RNA of Betta splendens (Siamese fighting fish), 2226 nucleotides long. Its product is annotated as rano class II histocompatibility antigen, A beta chain-like. The transcript is spliced from 6 exons. The record is from RefSeq and is a predicted model, not a curated record. Bases 1057 to 1830 code for a protein of 257 amino acids. NCBI's taxonomy places the organism in Eukaryota, Metazoa, Chordata, Actinopteri, Anabantiformes, Osphronemidae. Gene Ontology annotation, biological process: immunoglobulin production involved in immunoglobulin-mediated immune response; peptide antigen assembly with MHC class II protein complex; antigen processing and presentation of exogenous peptide antigen via MHC class II. Gene Ontology annotation, cellular component: MHC class II protein complex; membrane. Gene Ontology annotation, molecular function: MHC class II protein complex binding.